This is a messenger RNA of Gregarina niphandrodes, 534 nucleotides long. RefSeq names its product RNA-directed DNA polymerase. Bases 1 to 534 code for a protein of 177 amino acids. The record is from RefSeq and is a predicted model, not a curated record. The transcript has a single exon. NCBI's taxonomy places the organism in Eukaryota, Apicomplexa, Conoidasida, Eugregarinorida, Gregarinidae.
AUGACGGCGGACUCGUAUCCUCUACCACGCAUCUGGGAUCAUCUGAGACGAGCCGCCGGACAACGGUACUAUUGCACGCUAGACAUGAACAGUGGGUUCUGGAACGUGCCAAUCGAGGAGGGGAGCAAGGCGCUUACAGCUUUUAUUACUCCGAUUGGCCUCUUCGAGUUUAAUGUCAUACCGUUCGGCAUCAAGAACUCCCCGGCCGAGUUCCAACGCGCCAUGGAUUCGUGUUUCGCUCCGUUGCUAGGAGACAAUGCGUUCUGCUACAUUGACGACAUCGUCAUUUGUGGGAAAGACUUCGAGGGCGUGAUACAGCGAGUGAAGCUCUUCCUGGAACAGUGUAGAAAGACGGGAUUCUACCUACGCCUGGACAAGAGCGAAUGGUUCAAGAAUGAGGUAAAGUACCUAGGGCACGUCGUCGGACAGCACGGCAUAAAAGUCCAGGAAAAGAAGUCGAAGGCAAUCGCCAACGCACCAGCGCCACGAGCAAGAAGGAGCUACAGAGCUUCCUGGGGAUGUGCGGCUACCUGA